Molecule: messenger RNA, 734 nt
Organism: Scutellospora calospora
Lineage: Eukaryota; Fungi; Glomeromycota; Glomeromycetes; Diversisporales; Gigasporaceae
Source: the annotation of a GenBank genome assembly
AUGGCGAACUUCCGAUUAUCAAGAAAUUCAUCUAGCACCUUCCGCCUUUCCUUUUUUUCAUUACAGUCUCGUUUCGCCAUUAUUUUGCUUCUUAGUAUUACUUUACUUGUUGAUGCUCUUAGUAUUUCUGUGCAUAUUGAUACGGGUAGGAUUCAUAAGAAUCAUAAGAUUCAUAAGAAUAAAAUGCCAAAUACAAAAAGUAAUUUCUCUUCUAGUAACCUAUGUGAUCCUAAUGUGAAGCAGUAUUCCGGUUAUAUACAACCUUCUGAUGGCGUAAACAUGUUCUUUUGGUUCUUUGAAUCGCGAAAUAAUCCAAGCAAUUCGCCUCUCACUUUAUAUCUUAAUGGUGGCCCGGGGUGUUCUUCAAUGAUUGGACUAUUUCAAGAGGUGGGACCUUGUAGAUCUAAACCAAACGGAACUGACACUUACUUAAAUCCUUAUAGUUGGAACAAUGUUUCAAAUAUAUUAUUUGUUGAUCAGCCAACUGGUGCAGGAUUUUCGUAUGGCGGGGAUUAUGUGACAUCAACGACGCAAGCAGCGUCCUAUCUUUAUGAAUUUUUGGAAAGUUGGUUUUCUAAUUUCCCACAAUAUGCGAGCUUGGAUUUUCAUUUAUUUGGUGAAUCUUACGCAGGUCAUUACAUUCCUGCCUUAGCAAAAUUGAUAAUUAAUAAUAAGGCGAUUCAUCUCAAGUCCAUUGGGAUUGGUGAUGGAUUGAUUGAUCCUGUAAAUCAAUA